GUACGUAUUUAUCCGCGUCCAUUAUAGAGACCUUCUUAACCUCACAGAGAAUCACACUCUUUCAUGGAUUGAUUUAUAUAACCAACAUCUUGUAGAAAUCAAUGAUGCCCCUAAUGAUUUAAUUGGAUGAUAUUCAAGAAGUGAUGGUAACGAUUCUGAUGAAGAAGACGACUACACACCACAGGAAGCGUAUGAACUUCGAACUGACUGGAUGUUACUGGCUGAAAUGAUGCCAAAUAGACAGACGCGUAGCUUAGAUGACUUAGGGCAGAAAGCUUCAUCCAGCAGACAAUUGGUAACAACUAGUAUCGACCUUAGGACUCUAAGUGAGAAACAAAGGUUAAUACGUGAAAGAGUAGAAUCCAUAGCACCUUUAAGAAUUAUUGUUAUGGGUACUGCUGGAACCGGCAAAUCUUACCUUAUUAAUGUUAUUCAGGGAAGGUUAUAUGAGAUCGCAAAGGAACAUAACUUACAUGAGAACAAUAUGGUAGUCGCUCCAACAGGUGUUGCGGCUUUAACAUUGAAGGCAGCACUAUACAUUCGUCACUUUCUGUUCCAAUAUGCGGGGUAAACAUUGAGAAUCUUUGAAGAAAACUAAAAUAUAUAGAAUAUUUUAUAAUUGAUGAAAUGAGUAUGGUAGGACGUCGUUUUCUUGCAUUAUUGAUUUACGACUGUGGCAAACAUUUCCAGAUCACUACAAUAUUCCCUUUGGUAGCCGAUCCAUAAUUCUUGUUGGUGACUUUGGGCAGCUUCCUCCGGUAUGUGAUAUUCCCAGGACUCUCGAAAAUCAGAUCAAUGGUCGUAGUGCCUAUAGUCAGUGAUGGAAGGUCUACACGAUCCGAAUUCCAGAAAAUAUUCCUGAAUCAGA
This is a messenger RNA of Rhizophagus irregularis DAOM 181602=DAOM 197198, 868 nucleotides long. Lineage: Eukaryota; Fungi; Glomeromycota; Glomeromycetes; Glomerales; Glomeraceae. The record is from RefSeq and is a predicted model, not a curated record.